Molecule: messenger RNA, 933 nt
Organism: Emiliania huxleyi CCMP1516
Lineage: Eukaryota; Haptophyta; Isochrysidales; Noelaerhabdaceae
Exons: 6
Coding region: 1-933 (310 amino acids)
Source: RefSeq, a predicted model, not a curated record
AUGCCGCCGCGUGACACCCAUGAGCAGGCGGGCGGGCUGGCGGCCCGGCUGCUGAACCUCAACGUCGCCACAACUGCUGCGAGGUCCGAGGCGGCCGCCGAGGCAGUGGCAGCGGCCCAGGAGGACGCCGCUCGUCGAAUCGCCUCCGCCGAGGCGGACUGUGCGGCGCGCGCGACGGCGGCAGAGGAGGUGGCCGCAAAGCUCGCCAACCGCGCAGCGGAGGUCGAGGCUAAGGGUGCGGCCGAGCGAAUCGCAGCAGCAGAGGAGGUGGCGGCGCAGCACGCGGCGGCGCUCGAGACGGCGAGCAUGGACUUUGCGCGGCGGCUGGCUGCGAUUCAGGCCGCCGCCGACGAGCGGGCGGCGGCGGCGGAGGCCGCGUCCGCCGUGGCGGCAGAGCGGGUGGCGGCGGUCGAGGCGAGGGCUGCGGAGAGGGAGGUGGCGCUCGCCGAGGAGGCUGCGCGCAGGCGGGUGGAGGCGGCGGAGGCUAGCGUUCGCGACAUCGCCGCCGCCGCGUCCAGCCGGGCGGCGGCAACGGAGUGGGCGGCGGCGGAGCAAGUGGCCGCUGCGCGUGCUGCGGUGGCCGAGCCGGUCGAGCAGGCGGUCGGGGCGGCCGAGGAGCUGCAGCGGGUCCUCCUCGACAUGGUCGCCGGCAUCGAGAUCGAGAUGGAGACCGCCGCCUCCGCGAGGGGCGAGGGUGUCGGGCCGGGCCCCGCCCUCCUCCUCGCCUCCCUCCGGCAGGACGCGCCGGACCGGCUCUCCGGGGACCGUCCCUUCCUCGACGCCGUCUCGCAGGUCGUGCAGCUGCGCGACCUCGUGGCGAGCUCCUCUGCCCUCUCGGCGCAGCCCGUACUGCCCGAGCCACAGCCACAGCGCACGUUCGAGUCUGAGCACUACGAGCCGUUUGGCGGCAGCGUAGUGCUACCUCAGACGUGA